Messenger RNA from Pochonia chlamydosporia 170, 174 nucleotides. RefSeq lists its product as hypothetical. The transcript has a single exon. The record is from RefSeq and is a predicted model, not a curated record. Bases 1 to 174 code for a protein of 57 amino acids. Lineage: Eukaryota; Fungi; Ascomycota; Sordariomycetes; Hypocreales; Clavicipitaceae.
AUGCCUCGGCUAGACACAGAGCCUGAAUAUGGUCGUCAAGGCAGAAAGCAUCACCCUGACCGCUGCAUCAUGUCCAACUGUGAUUGUCUUGGAAACCACUCGCUUUCAAUAUGCCUGAUUGCGAUAUUCCAGCGCAGAGCUCCUCAGUUUGCUGCUAAUAAUUCAUCGACGUAG